ACUUUCCGCUAUGAUAUCAUUCGUUGACGUUUUGUCCGGACUAACCGUAAUUGCGUACGCUUAUUAUCAACCUCGAGAAACGCCUGAAUGUACUAGCAUAGCGUUUGGAAUGUCCUUCUUCCCCCAGUUAUACCUUUUCCUAACUGUGAUGAUCGCAUUUAAUUUACAGAUAGUUUUUCUUCAUCGCAAAAAAGUGUCUUCAUUUUCAGAUCGAUGGUACAUCCCCGUAGCAUUUUUAAUGGCAAUUUUCAUAAACCUUCUUCCUUUGAUGUUUCACAAAUUUGGCUAUGAUCCCGACACAAGAGAUUGUAUUUACCGUCACAUGUAUAAAAGAGAAACAAAAUGGUGGAAAUUUGUCACUUUUCUCAUUCCUAUAUCAAUAUCAAUGAUAUAUUGUACCACGGUGUUGACAAUAGUUGUAUGUAAAUUGGUUUUUGAACACAGACAAUUGGCCGAAGCGAUCCAUUCUCAGAAUAGCGUGACGUUAUCAGCUAAACGAAGACAUAAACUUUUACUAUUAAAAUUAGUCGGCAGGAUUGCGCUUUACGCCGCGAUACCCCUUCUUACUGUUUGUGGAAUUGUAGUAGAAUAUGUUUGGAUCUCUAUACAUGCAAAUUCAGAAAACGAUGUACCAAUGCCAUUAACUUAUUGGGCUAUUGUUGGAUCUUGUUUGCCCGGUUUCUUUAAUUGCGUUGCAUUUCUUUUCGACCCUGCAAUUCACAAUGCUUUUCGAAGAGUUAAAAAAGACCUUAUUGAAAUUUACGGUUAUCCAAAGCAUACGAUAAUCAGUCCUCCGAUUUCACCAUCGAAUGCAGCUUUUCAAAAUUCAACAACACAACAACCGAGACCUUCACAUUUAUUACCAUCUUCACCGUCACAUUGUCCACCACAUUCACCAAAAGCAGCGCGAACGAAUUCUCGAGUUUGUCCAAGUAACGUCUUUCAAUCAAAUAAGAAAACCAAUCGAUUCAUACGAUGGUUUGUUCGAACAUUCCUGGACAAAAAGGUAAUACAACCACCUAUGGUUUUAUUAAAUUCAGCGAGUUACCUUUCUACAAGCCUUGGAUCGGAUCAAGGAAAUAGAUAUAGUUCGACAACGAUUAAUUCCGGUACAUUAACAGGUCAAAGCUUUGAUCAUGGUCAUGAUUAUCAUAGAAUCGAAUUAAGUAAUCCUACGGAUAAACGAAAGUCUUUCAUGAAGCGUACGUCACACGUGUUAAUUAUCCCUGAACAUGAAAGAUCCAAUUCAACGAAUCUUGAUUAUACGAAUUUAACAAACGUAACGGGAAACAGUGACCCUCCCACGUCUGCUUGUAAUACACCAAUUAGUUUUGAAGAUAGUUCUCGUCUACAUUUUGAAAAUCAUUCUAUUGGCUCAUACUCACAAUCUCCUAUCCUGGGAAAUACUACAAUUGAUAUUCAGUCUCAUAUCGAAGCAGAUACUUCUUCACCUUUAUCGGGCGUAUCGUUAUCCCGUAGGAGAUCCGAGUCGGAAUCCUCUACGGCCUCUCGAGAUUCGGUUGACAAUGACUUGGCGUCCUAUUGA
Funneliformis geosporum is the source of this 1546-nucleotide messenger RNA. Lineage: Eukaryota; Fungi; Glomeromycota; Glomeromycetes; Glomerales; Glomeraceae. The record is from the annotation of a GenBank genome assembly.